AUGGUGGCCAUGGUGGGAAAGCUGAUUGACAGCAAGAUCCUGCGUACCUUUAAGUUGCAGAUUAUGAUCCCAGGCCUCAAUGACCUGCAGCACCGCUUCCCGUUUUACAAGAAUAUUGCACGUUUCAAGGACCUUGUCGAAGCUGGGUGUCGAUUGGAAAUCGAAGUGGUCACGGAUCAUCCGCGCGGUCAAGUGGAGACAUAUCCUGCUACACACCGUGGGUUUUUAGAGUUGAUGGAGAUGCUACGUGGCAUCGCCUUUGAUGACUCUGUUCAACUGUCAUCGACAUGUGGGCUAGUCAUGGAGUCGACACAGUAUUCUGAGGAGAGCAUUACCAGUUCACUCGUACCCAAUUACAAGUGCAACUUCACCUUUAAAAAAGCCUAG
This is a messenger RNA of Plenodomus lingam JN3, 387 nucleotides long. The record is from RefSeq and is a predicted model, not a curated record. NCBI's taxonomy places the organism in Eukaryota, Fungi, Ascomycota, Dothideomycetes, Pleosporales, Leptosphaeriaceae.